AUGGAACUCUUCAUCUUUGCUCUCCUGGUCGCGGCCAAGGUGGUGUCCGCCCACUUCGAGCUUCAAUACCCAUACUGGCGAGGCGACUCCUUCCUGCCACCAGCAUCUCAGUAUAUCUUCCCGUGCGCAAACGUCAACACAACCACCGAAUCCAACGCCAACCGCACCCUCUGGCCCCUCGACGGCGGAUCCCUGGUGAUCGACUUCCACCACCCGUGGACCUACGUCUCGUUCAACCUGGGCUUCGGCUCCGACAUCGCCACCUUCAACAUGUCCCUGAACCCGAUGCUGCUCAACGAGACCGGGAACGGAACCAUUUGCAUCCCCAAGUGGACACUGCCCGCAGAUCUGGGGAUCGUCGACGGCAUGGACGCUUCGCUGCAGGUCAUCACCGUCGGAGACAGUGGGACUGCUCUGUACAACUGCGCCGACAUCAGAUUCAGCGCCAACGCAACGACCUUGUCCGGCGAUCAAUGCCAGAACUCGACCGGCGUCAACAUAUACCCGCUCGUGCAGCAGCAGGCAAACGGAUCCAUUGCGGGGGCUCAGGCGACGACUACGGUCACGGUGACCGCGAGUGCAGCUGGAGCUACCUCCUCGACUAAUGCCGGAGGCAAGUUGAGCGUGCAACACACGGCAGGUCUUUCCUGGGGCAUUAUUUUCGCCCUCGUCGUGACAUUUGGACUUGGCUUCUAG
Messenger RNA from Fonsecaea multimorphosa CBS 102226, 696 nucleotides. RefSeq lists its product as uncharacterized. The record is from RefSeq and is a predicted model, not a curated record. The coding region runs from base 1 to 696 and encodes 231 amino acids. NCBI's taxonomy places the organism in Eukaryota, Fungi, Ascomycota, Eurotiomycetes, Chaetothyriales, Herpotrichiellaceae. The transcript is spliced from 3 exons.